Messenger RNA from Blastomyces dermatitidis ER-3, 4563 nucleotides. RefSeq names its product integral membrane channel protein. Bases 527 to 4183 code for a protein of 1218 amino acids. Gene Ontology annotation, cellular component: membrane. The record is from RefSeq and is a predicted model, not a curated record. Lineage: Eukaryota; Fungi; Ascomycota; Eurotiomycetes; Onygenales; Ajellomycetaceae. The transcript has 2 exons. Gene Ontology annotation, molecular function: monoatomic ion channel activity. Gene Ontology annotation, biological process: transmembrane transport; monoatomic ion transport.
UUUGACAAAGAGUUGCUACAGAUAGACAGAUAGACAGGACAGAUAGACGAUACCUAUGUCUCUUCAACCUCCUCAACAAGGGUCAGAGAAGAUCUAUCUAAACCGAGGCUCAGGUUACCUCCAGCCCUUGGUCUACAAUAGCAUAGCGCGCGUAGCGUUAAAGUUCCCCACGCCACUCAACCUCUAGGUUUUUUUUUUUUUUGUUCCCCUCCUAAUAACCACCAUCUUCCACCAUUCUAAGUCAACGAAACACAGAGUUCAGAUAAUUCCCUAUCAAAAUGUCCUCCGCAAGGAUCAGCCCGUCUAUCCAAAGUAUUCUUCCAUAGAAACUAGAGGCGAAAACAAACUCACGUGACGCAAUGACUAACCGCAUCCGGCACCUGCUCUCUACAGCGUAGCUCUUUUCUCAUAUCGUCGAGUACUUUUUUGCUUCCUGCGAAUAUGUCCCUUCUCUCUGCAAUUGACACUCUUGACACUCGUUGGGUGUCAAGCGGGAGAUCAGUGUGAUGUGUCUUGUUUGGCGUUGAUGUCUUUCUGGCGGUAUCUCUGCUCCGUAUUCGUUGUGCUCUUUGCUUAUUUACUUCCCGACCGAACACCUCUUUCUGGCAGCGGUCCAAACAUGAUAUCCCCACUCUCAAAUACUCCGAUUCCCAUAUUUUCUUCUCCUUUUAAUACCCCAUUGUCAUCUUCCCCCCGCCCUCUGAGUCCCAGGCGGCUUAGGCAACACGAUCCCGAGCAGGAUCUUGAACAGCUAAACACGUUUACCCGCAAUGGCGAUGAUAUAGAAGAAGCAAUAGAAGAUGAAGCGGAGGAGGCAGAGGAAGAUGAGGAAGAAGAAGCAGAAGAACAAGGAGACUUCGCCUAUGAUAAUGGUUAUGAUGAUGACGAGGACGGUCCAACGGAGGCAUCUCCUCUUCUUCCUAUCUUCUCAGCAUCCAUUCUAGACUCCCUUCCGACAUAUCCUUUAACGCAUGCAAUUCGUUUGUUGAUAACUACUCGUUGCGAAACUACUCUGUCCUGGGAUCAACUCAGAUCACCCCAGGUCUCCCAGUUCCUGCUCAAGCCAAUUCAACUGCAGAUUCGCGGCUCUCAUUUCUCCAGAGCCACUCUCUAUGCGUUGAUGGCCAAUUGCCUUCAAUUCAAAAAGGAAGUGGAUUUCCAUCCGGAAAAUAGUGGUGCCAGCAAUACCAGAGCCAUGGUAUGCGAAUUGCUUGCCAUCAAGCUGUUAAAGGAAUACACUACUAGAGAGUUGAUUGAUGCUCUUUCAUACGACUUCUAUCCACUGCAGGGACAGCCUCCUCCCUUGUCUAGCAGCACCCUCAGGCCAUCCAGUUGGGAUACAAACCAACGUUCGAAACUGGUGUCUCCAGGGGCAGUCCGAAUUUCUUGCCUCGAAAUUGCCGUCCGCGCACAGGCAAAACGUUUCCUCGCGCAUCCGCUUGUAGUCCAACAACUCGAAGCUAUUUGGGCAGGUAACAUUGUUUUCCACUUUGCUGCAGAUAGUUUACAUCGCCAACCAGUCACAACAAGCACAGAAUCACCUCCUCAGGGGUAUGGGUCGUUCUCCCAAACUAAUAACAGCUAUAGCCCCGGGAAACGCAGUCAUGAUGUGAGGCCCAACCAGAGCGUUGGGAUCGGAACUCGUCGUUCCGUAACUCUCUAUAACCCCCGAGAUGCUUCUCUUUUUAAACUCUCCCGACUUAGAGUUCCUCGUUAUCGACAGGUGCUCUCCACAAUGUCCUUCGCAAUUUUACUUGGGCUUUUUCUUGCAGUUAUUCAAAGGCGGUCUCCCAAAAUUACUACCCUUGAACUUGUGUUCUGGUUUUGGAGUGCAGGGUUUAUGCUCGAUGAACUUGUAGGGUUCAACGAGCAAGGAUUUAGCCUCUAUUUGAUGAGCUUCUGGAACACUUUCGAUGUGGGCAUAUUGCUCUUACUGUUUUGCUAUUAUUGCUUGAGAAUAUACGGCGUUGUCGCGCCUGACCCUCUCAGGCGAAUCAUUGCAAAUAAUGCGUACGAUAUUUUAGCCGCCAAUGCCGUUCUGCUCCUCCCACGCCUCUUCUCCGUACUCGACCACUACCGCUAUUUCUCUCAGCUUCUAAUCGCCUUCCGCAUGAUGGCUGCUGACCUCGUUGCUGUUUUCACGCUUAUAGUCAUUGCGUGUAGCGGUUUUUUUGUUGCUUUUACGUUCUCAUUCGGCAAUGGGGACUCGCCGGGGACCGUGAUAUACGCGCUUUUUCAAAUGUUGAUGGGCUUUACACCUGCGGCUUGGCAACUCUGGGAUAAAUACAACCCAAUCGGGAAAGCAAUACUUACCCUUUUCCUAUUUAUAUGCCAUUUUCUUGUCGUUACAAUACUCAUCACAGUGCUAACCAACUCGUUUAUGGCAAUUGUUCAAAAUGCCAACGAAGAGCACCAAUUUGUGUUUGCAGUCAACACUCUUUCGAUGGUUAAGUCAGAUGCUCUUUUCUCUUACGUCGCGCCUGCCAAUGUCCUUGCGUGGAUUAUAGCACCACUUCGAUUCACAAUGCCGUUUCCAAAAUUCAUUCAAUUGAACCGAACGGUAAUUAAAAUUACUCAUAUGCCGAUCCUAUUUACAAUCUACCUCUAUGAAAAGACAAUUUUAAGAUCAAGCGUGUUUGAACUGACUGUUCCUGUCGACAAUUAUCCUGCGAGGUCGAGAAAAUAUAAUAAUCGUCACAGCCACUUCGAUGCGUUUACGCGACGGGGCUCGGUCCGCGUACGGGAACCAUCGAUUGCCACACAGCAGAAGGACCGUGCUCUUGAGGAGGUAUUUCGGCGUCCUUUCAACCACCAAAACGCAAGCUAUCGUGGAACGCCGAUGCAAAAUAUCCACCACCAAAAUCAGCGACAACAACAAUCUAGCAAUCUUGUUGACUCCUGGAUGCAGAAUAUCGAGCCUGGAACCGGGAUCGCUUCACCUGAAGAGCAGGAUAUGAGUACGGUAGAACGGUUGGAGAAACAGCGUCUCUGGAGGCACAAUGCACGGAGGUAUCGUGAUCAUGUACAUGGGAUAGUGCGGAACCUUACGAAUACUACUCAGUCGAUCGCUUCAGAUCCAGAGGAUUUGAGAAAUAGCGCCGUCCGCCACCGCAGAUUCCCGUAUAAUAUAUCGAUCCACCCUCAAAGCCGGCACCUUCCACAGCAAACAGACAUGGAGGGUGAUGAUGAGCUUACAAGCAGUGACAAUGAGCAAGGGACUUCUGAUGGCCCUGGACGCCCGUCAAUGCAAAAUAGUAACGGGAACGUCCAGGGAGGCAACCAAUCGUCCUCAAAAUCCAGUACCUGGGGUAUGGUCAGCCCCCGAAAGAAAUCCUCCAGGCCAUCCACAGCCAAACUACUAUCGCGUAGGAAUAGCCCUUCCCGCCGCCUGAAAACUCCGCAGCGGCAUCAUUUCCGAAAUGCAUCUGGGGCGACAAUUCUCUACAAGCCCACGCAUCCCCAACCGGACGAUAAGCAGGGAGCGGAAGGCGACAGUGGAGAAAAUGGAAAUAUCACCGCAAACUCCCCUACCAAAGAUCCUUACGGAAGAACCAGUGCCCCAAAUAUUGAAAAUAACCAACAUCAUCGUAAACGCUCACCCAAAACCCAACAACCCGCCGUACCCUGCCCCAUCAUCCCUCCAAGCAAGACAAAAUUCAUGUCCCUCCCCGACGAUACGGGUCUUGGAUGGGCCGCCAGCACAGCAGCCCGACACGACACCAGCCUUCUUCCCCCUCAACACCAUGACCAAAAGCCUUCCUCGACUCUAACCAUGGACCUCGGGUCCGAUCUUGGCGACAACAACGCCGUCGGCGGCGGCUUCGUCGGGGCGAUCCCAUCCAGCUUCGCGACGCAGAUGGCAUAUGCGACUAGCGGGUUACGACGGCCCGCACCGCCGCUGACGAGUAGUGAGACCCAGGAUAUGUUGAGCAAAUUGGUGUUGGCGCGGAUGAGGACACUCGAGGAGGGAUUUCGAGAAGUCAUUUGGGAAGUCAAGGAAUUGAGACGGGCGGGUGAACGCGAGCGUGAACGUGAAUGGGACAGGAGAAAGACGAACGAAGGGAAUUUUUUGAAGAAGGGGGGGAAGGCGCGGCAGGAGCGGAAGAAGAGCAGGGCAAAUACGGAGAUUGAGUCCGAUUCUGGUAAUGAAGACGGCCGUAAUAGUCUUACCCGGGAACGAUGAAACCUGGAGAAGGAGGAGGAGGAAGGUAGUCGAGCGGGAUUAUUCAGGGGCUGCGGUGGUUCGUUUGUAAUUAGUUAAUUGGGCGGUUCGCGGCAUCGUGUAUGGUCUAGUGUUGCCUAGUUUGUUGCGGGUAUUGUUUUGUAUUGGUUAUAUAUUUUAAUGAGGGUUUAGACAUGACAUGUUAAUAACUAAGGAAUCGGGAUUUCAUUUUUAUAGAUCUAAGAGACUUGACAAUGCGGGUGGUUUGGUAUAUUUCACCACAUUUGCCAUUCUAACCGUUUUUAUUACACACAUCCCGUUGCAUCACAUCGCGUAGCGUAGCAUAGCAUAGUAUAAUAUGGUGUAUAAUGUCUCAAGUCCAUCCUGUCAAAAAUCGGACA